Molecule: messenger RNA, 474 nt
Organism: Aplosporella prunicola CBS 121167
Lineage: Eukaryota; Fungi; Ascomycota; Dothideomycetes; Botryosphaeriales; Aplosporellaceae
Exons: 4
Coding region: 1-474 (157 amino acids)
Biological process (GO): protein sumoylation
Cellular component (GO): nucleus
Molecular function (GO): SUMO conjugating enzyme activity
Source: RefSeq, a predicted model, not a curated record
AUGUCGCUCGCACAAACUCGUUUGCAAGAGGAGAGGAAGCAAUGGCGUCGCGAUCACCCGUUUGGCUUUGUCGCCAAGCCAGCCCGUAACGCGCAGGGCGUCCUGGACCUGAGAAAGUGGGAGUGUGCUAUUCCCGGCAAGGAGCGUACGCUGUGGGAAGGCGGCGUCUUCAAGCUGGAAGUCGCGUUUCCGGAGGAAUACCCCACCAAGCCGCCCAAGUGCAAAUUCGUCCCCCCGCUCUUCCACCCGAACGUCUACCCCUCGGGCACGGUGUGUCUGUCGAUCCUGAACGAAGAGGAGGGCUGGAAGCCCGCCAUCACCAUCAAAGAGAUCCUGCUGGGCAUCCAGUCGCUGCUGGACGAGCCGAACCCAGAGUCGCCCGCGCAGGCCGACGCGUUCAACCUGUUCAAGAAGGACCGCGCCGCGUACGACAAGAAGAUCCGCCAGAUCGUCAAGGACCACCCCGCUCCUUGA